UCUUAUUUUACAUACCCAAUAUUCAUACUUAAAAACCCGACCCAUUUGUCAUUUUCCAACCAUUUAAACCACCCACCCCCAAUUUCCCCGCCACUUUCUAAACCCCCGUUCCCCUUCUUCUACACUAGCCCUUCAAUUCUGCAAGAAAAACACACACACACACACACAGUAUAUCUGUAUAAUUUCAGACCCAAGAUUUCUCUGGUAAUCAAUCCCCAACCAUGAAUCUCUUCUCUUCAAGAACCCCACUCAUCAUUUUCUUGAUUCUCUUGUUGUUUUUCAAGAACCCCCCUUUAAUCUCAUCUCAAAACACCAACUUUGACUUCCCCUCUUUCUCAUCUCUCCGCAAUAUCAGUCUCCUCGGCGACUCUUUUCUCCGUCACGGCGUGAUCAGCCUCACGAAACAACUCAAUGUACCUUCAUCAAGCUCCGGCACAGUCAUUUACAAUCACCCAAUUGAGUUUUCUAAUCAAGAUUCCACUCACAUUGCUUCUUUCUCCACUUGUUUCACUUUUUCGAUAAAUAAUGUCAAUCCGGUGUCGUUUGGUGAUGGGUUGGCGUUCUUUAUCACGCCGGAUGAUCGGAUUUUGGGGAGCCCAGGUGGGUAUCUAGGCCUUGUGAAUUCAACUCUGCUUACUAAGAAUAAGUUUGUUGCUGUGGAGUUUGAUACAAGGCUUGAUUCACAUUUUAAUGACCCGAAUGAGAAUCAUAUAGGGUUGGAUAUUGAUAGUCUUAAUUCGAUCAAGACUGCUGAUGUUAUUUCGAUUGGGAUUGAUUUGAAAAGUGGGAAUUUGAUUACUGCUUGGAUUGAUUAUGAGAGUGUUGAGAAGAGUUUGAAGGUUUUCUUGAGUUAUUCUGGGACUAAGCCUUUCGAUCCACUUUUGGCGGUUGAUGUUGAUCUUUCUGAGUAUCUUAGGGAGUUUAAGUAUGUGGGGUUUUCGGCUUCUACUGAAGGAAGUACAGAAAUUCAUCUUCUUGAAAAUUGGAGUUUUUCGACUUUUGGGGUUAAGUCAAGUAGGCCAAGAUUCCCUCCUUAUAAUGUGUCUGAUAAUUCUGUGGUUAGAAAACCUCCUAUUCCGGUCUCUGGUUCGGGUAAUAAACAUAAGAGGCUUGGUUGGGGUCUUGGGAUUGCUGGGCCAGCAUUGUUUUGUGUUUUUCUUGGAUUGUUUGGUUAUAUAUCUGUUAAGAAAUGGAAGGGGAUGAGAAUGGAUAAGUCUAUCAAGGCUGAUCUUCUAACAGGCCCUAGACAAUUUAGUUACAAAGAAUUAAAAGCUGCUACUAAAGGGUUUCAUGAUAGUAGGAUUGUAGGUCAUGGAGCUUUCGGGACUGUUUAUAAGGCAUUUUUUAUGUCUUUAGGUACGAUGUCUGCAGUUAAAAGAUCGAAGCAUUCUCAUGAAGGUAAGACUGAGUUUCUUGCUGAGUUGUCGAUUAUAGCUUGUUUAAGGCACAAGAAUUUAGUUCCGCUUCAGGGUUGGUGUGCUGAAAAGGGAGAAUUGUUACUUGUCUAUGAGUUUAUGCCCAAUGGAAGUGUUGAUAAUGUGUUGUAUCAAGAGUCUGACCAAGGGUUGGCAUUGAAAUGGCCACACAGAUACAAUAUUGCUGUCGGAUUGGCCUCUGUUUUGACUUAUUUGCAUCAGGAAUGUGAGCAACAAGUGAUUCACAGAGACAUAAAGACUAGUAACAUAAUGCUGGAUGCAAAUUUCAACGCCAGGCUCGGGGAUUUUGGGUUGGCUAGGCUAAUGGAUCAUGACAAGAGCCCUGUCUCGACAUUGACAGCUGGAACAAUGGGGUAUCUUGCUCCUGAGUACCUUCAGUACGGAAAAGCAACUGAGAAAAGUGAUGUUUUUAGCUAUGGCGUGGUAAUACUAGAACUGGCCUGUGGAAGGAGGCCAAUUGAUAAAGAAACAGAAGGUCAAAGAAUGGUCAAUUUGGUUGAUUGGGUUUGGGACUUGCACUCUGAGGGAAGGCUUGCAGAAGCUGUAGACAGACGCUUGAAUGGCGUGUUUAAUGUAGAAGAAGCUAAGCUGUUGUUGCUUCUUGGUUUGAGCUGUGCCAAUCCAGAUAGUGCGGAGAGGCCUUCAAUGAGGAAAGUAUUCCAGAUUCUUAAUGGCGAGGCGGAGCCUGUGCUGGUGCCUAAAACGAAACCAACUCUCUCCUUUUCUAAUCAUAUGGCUCUAAAUGUUGGGGACAUUGUUUCUGACAGUGAAGGAAGUCAGACCCCAGACCACAUGUUCGAGAUCAAAGUUGUUUAACUACAAGCAAAAAUACAAGUAGUUCAAAAUCCCUUGUUCUUUUAUACUUCUCAUAUAUUGGAUUGUGCAUAGUUGUCAUAGCUGCUGAAAGAUUGUGAACUGUUUUUCUUCUCUACUGUAUCUUGGAUACUUGCUCUAAAGUUAGCCUUAAAGUAGCUUCAGUUUGU
Molecule: messenger RNA, 2419 nt
Organism: Daucus carota subsp. sativus
Lineage: Eukaryota; Viridiplantae; Streptophyta; Magnoliopsida; Apiales; Apiaceae
Product: probable L-type lectin-domain containing receptor kinase S.7
Exons: 1
Coding region: 222-2252 (676 amino acids)
Biological process (GO): defense response to bacterium; protein phosphorylation; defense response to oomycetes
Cellular component (GO): plasma membrane
Molecular function (GO): carbohydrate binding; protein kinase activity; ATP binding
Source: RefSeq, a predicted model, not a curated record